Messenger RNA from Cotesia glomerata, 618 nucleotides. RefSeq lists its product as uncharacterized. The record is from RefSeq and is a predicted model, not a curated record. The coding region runs from base 1 to 618 and encodes 205 amino acids. The transcript is spliced from 4 exons. Lineage: Eukaryota; Metazoa; Arthropoda; Insecta; Hymenoptera; Braconidae.
AUGGUUAAGUCCCCGGUCACUUCUGACUGGUUAAAGCCGUCGCACUUAAUCCGCAAGCUAUUCCUCAAAGAAUGGCCGGAGGUCGAGUUUGGUGGGCGUGAUGAGUCUGGUGUAUCAAAAGUUCAACAGAACGUAGUCGCGAGUUUCGUGCACGUAAAACAAUUAUUGAACAAUCAAAAUAGAUGUUCAGAUAUAAGUGUCAAUGUGACUGAUGUAAUAAAUGACCACUCUCAGCAACAAAAUAGUGUUCCAACGGGAUAUAAUUUAGUAAAUAAUGAUUAUAACCCUCCAGUAGAUGUACAGCCAGAAAUUCCAUACUCACGGUUUCGUCGAAAUAAGUUUGCUCAUAAAGAAUUUAACGACAAGUUUUUAAACAAUAUGUUUGGUCAUAAGUGCUCCGUUUGUGAUCGAUUGUGGUUUAAGUUAGAUUUAAAAUCACCACGUGCUGAAGAUGAACAAUUAUUAAGGGUAAUAGUUGAAAAUUACAAUACAGUUGAAGAUAUUUUACUGUGCAACACGUGUUACCAAGCAAUUGGGAGGAAAGUGAUUCCUAUAAUGUCUACUUAUAACGGUUUUAAAUAUGAAAAAUACCUGAGGUUUUACCACCGCUUGACUUAA